AUGAGACUGUAUAAAACACUCUCAAACAAGACAUCAUUAUGGACAUUCUCUGGAACAUCGCUGCUGCCAAAUCAUCGACAACAACAUUUGAGUCAAAUGCGUGUCGUCGAACCAGAGCAACAUCACGAGCAUGGUAACAAGAAGCUGCAGGAUGGUGGAAAUACGGAUGCUGACAGAGAGCUGCAUAGUCAAAGGAGGUCAACGUAUCAAAUGGCACAAACUGACAUCAACAACAAAUGCGAGAACACCUACAACUGGAACUAUGCUAAGUGA
Molecule: messenger RNA, 273 nt
Organism: Caenorhabditis remanei
Lineage: Eukaryota; Metazoa; Nematoda; Chromadorea; Rhabditida; Rhabditidae
Exons: 1
Coding region: 1-273 (90 amino acids)
Source: RefSeq, a predicted model, not a curated record